UUGGUUCUGAACCUCAAACUGAGGCUAAGAAUAGCCGAAAAAAUUACAACACCCUGGUGAUAAAUCGUGUCCAUCUUCACUUAAAUUGAAGAUUUGAACAUGAUUUAAUAACUUUAUUUGACACAGGAGAUACUAUUUAUUAACUAAGUGGGUCGAUUUGUUGUGUUGCACUUCGAUUGAAGAAGAUUACGAACUUUUUUCAAGAGACAGUCAGUUCCGGUUUGUGUCUCCAUUUUGCUGAUCUUACCAGUGGCCGUCACGGGAAGAAAAUUUUGCCGAUCUUCGUGAAAAUGCCACGGGGAAGUACACCAGGGAACAGAAAAUUAUGUACAACUGUCAUAAAACGUGAGCCAGGAACAGAACUGCAAUCAUCACCUCAAAUAUACAAUUUGACCAGCAUUUAUCGACAACCCCUCAGUGAUACAAAGGACUCCAUUGCAAACUUGCAGGGCUUCAAAAUCGAAGGAGGUUUAACACCGGGAGAAACUUGUUUAAGUCCGAUCGCAGAUAUCAAACAUAUUAUAAAUAGACCACAGGCAAAACGGAAACUUGAAUUGGAACCUGAAAUUAUCAACGAAGGAUUCAAAACACCAGGGAAGACAUGCAAGCGAAGAAGAACAACAUCAGAAGCUAGUCCAAAAACUCCACGAUCUCCCCUUGAGAAAACCAGAUAUGACACAUCGCUUGGUCUGCUGACGAAGAAAUUUGUAGGCCUUCUAAAGAAUGCUCGGGAAGGGGUGUUAGAUCUGAACAAAGCAGCAGAACACCUGGAGGUCCAGAAACGACGAAUAUAUGAUAUCACAAAUGUGUUGGAGGGAAUCAACCUCAUCUCAAAGAAAUCCAAAAACAACAUACAAUGGAAGGGCUGUACCAACUCUAUAGCUGCCAAUCCAGACUGUCCUGCACUUUCAACAGAAAUUGUAGAUCUACAUUCAGAUGUAGCCGACUUGGAGGCAAAAGAGAACAUGUUGGACAAUCUCAUAGUUAACUGUACAAAGCAACUCAAGGGAAUGACAGAAGAGGCCGAUAAUAAAAAAUUAGCUUAUGUUACGUAUCAGGACAUUCGUAACAUUGACACGUUAGACGAACAAACAGUAAUAGCAAUAAAGGCACCACCAGAGACAAGACUGGAGGUGCCGGACCCAGAACAAAACAUCCAGAUAUGGUUGAAGAGCUCGAAAGGUCCUAUUGAAGUUUAUCUUUGUCCUGAAGAUACGACGGAGAGUGUGGCGGACACAAGUUCAUCAAGUAUAGGCAGUGCAAGUUCCAAUUUUGAGGAGUCAAGUCGGUCUAGUUUUACAAUAUCGGAAGACUCUGCCUCGUGUGAUAGUUUUAAAGGUAAUCAAGGUUCAGGUGUAAAGAAUGCGUUACUGGAAUACCAAGACAUUUCCCCAGAUUCUGUCAAAAACAUUUUACAACAAACUGAGGAUCAAGAAUUAGAUGCACCAUUUAUGGCCUUGGAACCUCCUCUAGAUAUGGACGAAUACAUUUUAAGUCUUGAUGGAGGAGAGGGCAUUUCGGACCUAUUUGAUGCCUAUGACUUUGAUAUACCUGUAGUGUGAUUGUCUUGCAGCAAGUUCUUGGAUUGUUGUCCUUUCUCAAUUUGGUCCAAUUAAAUAUGCCUCACAUUUCUUAAAACUACAAGCAGAAGUUGAUGAUAAUUUUAUUGUCACUGAUGUUAGUUUCAUAUAUUUGCAGGAUGUACCAAUGAUAAGACAGAAAGAAAAAGCCAAAGUUAUUUUUUUUCAUUCCCAUCACACAAUUGUAUAAUUUCAGAAAUAUAAACAGAUUUUAAAUUUGAAGUACACUGUCCAAACCAAUCUAUUUCACAUUGCACAGGAUGAGUUAUUAAACAUGUUUUCAGUUAGUAGAGCUGUGGUCAAGUUUAAAGAAUCUGUUUAAUUGGACCAUUUCUGUUUAUGGACACAUCAAUCCUUGUAUGUAAUUUGGUGUUUUUUGUGUCUUGUGCUGUAAUAGGUACCUGCUAUACUGUAGGUAUGCUUAGAUAAGUACAUGAAAAGUCCACUGACAUGAGUUUAAGAAUUGAAAUGAAUGUAGUUAUUAUGUACGAGUGAGUGAGUGUGUUGAACGUCGUGGUUGACAUUCUACAUCUGUUGAAUGUCUGAUACUUGUUUUAAUUUGUUUUAUGCUGGACAGAUCAGAAUGUUACGUGUAUUGCAUUUGCCUCUUGAUAAUAUUUUAACAGUUUUUAGUGCUGGAGUGUUUGGUCCAACAUUUCUUCUGUGUUUACUUUGGAUUCUUUAUCCUCAAGUACAACAGUUUUAGAAAUACCUAAAGAUAUCAAUUUGAUGAAAAAUUGGGGAAGUGGGGACUUCGAAAAAUGAGUGGUCAGAUUAGCAGAAGUUAUAGAAGGUCCGACUAAAGGAUAUUAAUAUUUUGUUCAGACUUUCCAUAUGAAAAUUUGUCCCACUUCUAUUCUCUGGUUAGAAACCUGGAAAGAUCAAAACCUAGAGCUCUGGGGUUUUUGCUGAAAAAGCACCAACAAGGUCAAGUUUGACAGUUUUGAACAAAACCUUAUCUGGAUGAAGUCAAGUUUUAGUGCAGAUUACUUGGUUCUUGUUUGUCAUUUUGCCUGUAGUCUUAAGCAUACUUUAAUAGCAAUGAAAAAUAAUCAAAUUGGACAUCAAUUUAUAUAACUUGAAAUUAUGAUAGGAAAGCAUGUGUUGAGAAUUAGGUUUUUAUAUACCAUGACAUUUUCCUGAAUAUAGGGGAUGGAUUCAUGGAAAAGAAAACAAAUUAUUUGUUGAAGUGUAAUGUUUAAUUUCUUUGAAAUGUUUUGGAGGGCAAAUUAUUAUUAAGAUGUUGAUUGUUAACUUAUAUACAAGUUUGUUUUUAUAACCCAAACUUGUUUGCUGUUUUAUUUAUUGAUAGUGUGAUUAUAUUCAAUGGAGAUUGGAGAUAUAAAAUCUACACAGAUUAACUAUGGCGGGUACAAUGUAAGACGAUUGCAAUUUGGCAAGAUACACAGACAAUGGUGUUUUUCUUUCUUUAAGCCAAUUAAAAAAGUCUUGUCAGACAAGUUUUACUGUGGUAGGCCAGGGCUUUCAGUAGAUCAUUGAAAAUGUAUUUGACUCUUGGGUUUGAAUGGGCACAUCAUUUCGGACCUUUGGUUAAUAUCGGGAAAUGAUGAUUUAACUUCAUAUUUAAGGUCAACUGAAAGCCCUGCUAAGUCUGGAGUAAAACAUUUGAUAAAGUAGUACAUGUAUUUGGAAGAAACACGAUCCUUGUAGGAUUGUUGGUUCUCAGGGUUGUGACGGAAAAGUUUUAUAUGUAUUAUGCAUGCUGACAUAGUGUUUGAAGUGGUAUGAAUUAGAUUUUGUGUGGUUUGUUAUCCAUGUGUAAUGCUAUUUGUCCCAAGCAUACAGUAUAUUUUUGAAAUACAAUGAUUAGGAUAUUACUGAAAACUUGUAAAACCAGUUACGAGGUUGCAUUGCAUUCAUAAUUAAUAUCAGUAAGUCAUACUUUUACAUCAGGGCGACAAGUUCUUGUACAAUAAGUCUGUACCAGCAUAGGUUCAGAAGUUAAACUUUUUUUUUCUUUCUAUUAUUAAGAACCAUCUAGAUCCUUGUUGGGAGGACCAUACACUUUAAUUAUGAUUUGCAUGUUUGGAGCAUGAUUAGGAUGUUUUCUACCAUGUUUGUGAUAUAACUGUUUUAAUUCGUAAAAAAAAACCUAGUUUGCAAACAUGUAUUUUCCAAAACUCUUACCCAUGCAAACAUGAUGCAACUGCAAAUGAAAACAAUGAGCCGAAUGCUGAUGUUUUGGUGUUAUAUUUUCCAUUAUCCUACUCACAUGUUGUUUCUGAGACUUGCUGUAUUUCGGGACAAAUAUGUUUUCUUUUGUUUUUAAUUCUUUGAUUUUAUUUGUUGCUUGAGAGUCCUUAUUUGUUAAAUGUUGUGUAUAAUUUAUGAUAGCUAUAAAACAAAACCUCAGAAUUAUGUUGUAUUGAUGAUUUUGUCGGCCUGUUUCAAAUUCAGGUUUAUCCAGUUGUAGAAAGUGUCAUAAAUGGAAAAAAACAAGACAUACAAUGUUCAUAAAAUCAAAGAUUAAGAAAUAUUUGUUUAAAAGGAUUGAAAGUCAAAUUUUAGUCGACUAUGUGAUUUGUUGAUUAAGGCCCCCGAGUUGAAUCAGGAAAAUGUUCCAUUAAUACCCAUGUAUGCUUUUUAAACGUUGCCUCCAAACUGGUAGUUUGAUAUAGUAUAAGAAUAGAUAUCAUCUCUCAACAGGUUUCUCAAGUUUAUAUUGGAACUUUUUUCCUAAUUUCUGCUUUCUUUACUAGGUAGAACAAAGUAUAAAGGAAAUUUAGCUUAAAACUUGUGACACUUUGAACAACUGGAUCCAUUUCUUCUACUAUACACCACUGUCAGUUGAUUGACGCAUUAAUUAACUGUUAAUUAGUUAAUUAGGAGUGUAGUGCAGAAUUGGAUUUUAAUUAGAUUGUAAUUUAUUGGUUUGUUAACCUAAACUAGUGCAAUGCAAAGAAAAAUAAAUAUAAAGGAAAACUAGAUUAUAUAUUUAUUUACACAAAUUAAUUCAAUUUUUAUGGAUUGGGCAAAUUGUAUUCAUCCAUAUUGAAUGUAUUGGUGAAGUUUUGGUCCAAGCACGAGUCCUUCAGCUUCAGAUUGUUAUGACAUGAUGCAUUGAACCAUCAUUAAGCCCCUAGCAUUGUUUGAAAGAAAGAAUUUAACAUUUUUCUGAAUUUCAGAACGUAGCUUUAUUAUCGGGGUUUCAACUAUUUCACUGUGGCAUGUUGUACACUUUAGAAAAAUGGGUUAGGUUUUGAUUACUCAUAGAAAUACUUGAUAAAAAUUGUUUGGUGAUCACAGGUUUUUAUACUGACUGCUAAUUAUGUACUUCAAGAAAAUUAAAACUAGAAAUCAGAUUUUUACCAUUUUCCUGAAAGUAGGAAAAUGUCUAGCCAUGGUAUCAAAAUGAAGUGGUUUACUACUAGGUUUAAAAAGGCUAGGUUUGGAACCUGGUUAUAGAAAAUUUUAAGUUUCCAGAGUUAUCUCCCUUGUAGAUUAUUUUGUUCUCUGAAAUAUGUUUUUAUAGUCAUCCUUACCUGGCUUGUCUUUUCAUUUUGAUUGGUUUUACUGUUAGAAGAAAAUAAAUGUAGAAUGUAGACCUAUGAAAUUCUGUUGAAUGGCCAUUCAAUACCAAGAAAUGAACUGGAAUGCUAUAUUUAAAAACUGAAUCCAUGAAAUGUGUUAAAAUGAGAUUUUAUUUACACAAAUAAUUUGUGGACAAAGAUUGUGCAACAAAAACCUAAUUGACAAAAAAAUAUAUAUAUUUAUAUCUAUCUAUACAACUAUAGACUUGACAAUUUUAUGUAAAGUUUAAUAAUAGUGCUAUACAAGUAUAUAUAUGUACAUAUAUAUGAAUAUGUAUUAUCUUGGUACUAUGGUUAUAUAACAUGGAUUGUCUAAACAGGUAGGUUUAUAUGGAGUAUUGAUGUGAUAGUGGAUUUAGAACACUAGUAUAUUGUAACUGAUUUGUUUUUUCAUUGGCACAUUGUAAUCAAACAUUUUACUAAGGAUUUGAAACAGUAAAAAAUACUCUAUACAUUAAAGGAGUUUACCCAUAUCUUUGAUCUUGUAAUAUCAAGCUUUUCUUGGAAUGCUUACUGGUAUUUGUUGGGAAAAUAAAUAAAAAAAAUCCCUCUAAAACAUUAAAUGAAAGUUAAUUUGAAUAUAUAGGUUAUAGGUGAGUCCACUUUCUAGGCCUUUUAAUUUUUUUUUUUAAACAAACGUUUCUUUUAUUUGGAAACCAUGUUUUUUGGGGAGUGAAUUAUGUUUUGUAUUGUAAUAUGCAGUAUUAUUAUUUAAUUUCUUGAUUUUUGUUGAUGUAUAAAUUAAUUUUAUAGUAUUGUCCUAAUAGGUUUUUUUUUCCUCUAGAUUUUUGUAUAUUGGGUAAUGACUUGGAUUAUAAGAUACUAGAGCCAGUAGAGAUCUGGAUGAUGAAUUGGUUGGUGUACUUGCUUAAGUGUGACUUAAAACAGCGAAAUAUGUCUUAACCUAAGAACAGCCUUGCCUUUUGACAGAAAUGUAUAGUAAAUGACUAUAUUGCAUUAAUUGCCAAGGCUCGUUUAGAUAUUGAUGUCUUCUACAAAUAUUUAGAUCAUGUAUAUAAUCAUAUAAAAGCAUCCAUUUUAAUUGAUAUAACUUCUAGAUGUAAUUAAAAGAAACUAAGGAAAGUUUCUUUAAACUUUAAUAUUACGCAAGAAAUGCGAUUUUUGUAUGUGUCAAAUCGGAAGGUACAUUUGUAAUUAUUACCGUAGAUAAAAGAAAACAAUUAUCAAUAUUUCUUCAAUUUUGAUUAUGAAACUGAAAAUAUAACGAUGUAUAAAGGUCAUUUUCAAUUCAUUAUAAUACUCGAGUCGUUUCCCUGAGAACUGGACGUACAUUUUUCAUAUUAAUAUCGUAGAUGUCAUUUUACAGCUGUCAAAUGUAGGGGUAAUGCCUGUGUGUGAAAAGAUUUUAUUGGCAAGCAAAAAUGUGUUUGAUGAAAUUGAUGAAAUUUACCAUCACUCUUUGAAAUAGAAAUGUGUUUGAUGAAAUUGAUGAAAUUUACCAUCACUCUAUGAAAUAUGUGUUGUACUUUGUCCUUUUAAUGAUGAAUUGGUCAAAUUCUGUAUAGAAAGACGAGGAGAAAUAUCCAUUAUGAAUGUUUUCAUGUUAAACAGAAAAAUACAAUUUUUCCAUGGGGCCAUGAUAAUAUAUUUUUGUAACCGCUGGUAUAUAUAAACCACAUUUUGUGUAGUUAACUUUCUAUUAUCAGUGUAUUUAUAUAGAGUUGUUGACUUUUUCUUUGUUAUUAAUGUCUUUUGUUACAUUUGUUAUGGAGAAGACAAACAUUUUGAUAUUAUUGAGUUCUGAUCAAUGAUUCCAAAUUUCACACAUUUAAAUCAUCCUUUUUUUCAUUUUGUAAAUUAACAUUUUUGUUUUCUGAAUGGCAUCAAUCCAUCAACAUAUUUUCAUAGUUUGAAAAGCUAAGAUUAUCCAUUUCUCACUUUCACCACAAAUGUGUUCAGAUAAGUUUUGCAAUAUUUUUAUAUUUUGAUUUACUGAUAAUCAUUUUCACCACAGAUGUGUUCCUAAUACUUAAUGUAAUAUCAUCUUUCCAUCAAGCUGUAUUUUAUAUAAGAAAAAAACCCCAGUUUUAUCAAGUGCCUUAUAUGUCAAACUGCCUUCAGCAAUAGAAUUGUUGCUGUUCUUGGUAUUCUAAUUGACAUACACAGUGUACUUUGAAAUAUUAAGUAAUCUCAUCAUUUCAUUAUCCAUUAUUUAUAUACAGAUGUUUCUGCUUGGAAUACUACCACCAGUUUUAAUACAUGUUUUACUGCCAAUGAAUGUGUUCACCAUACUCGAUUUAGUGUGGAAAAAAUAUAUUUUUGUUGUAAUAUUUGCAAGUCAUUCCCAGAUUUUUCGGGAACUAAUUAAUAAUCAUGCAUGUUCAUCCAACAUCAUUCAUGUGUGUUUGUCACUACGUAUAGCAAGUAUCAUACAUCAUUUUUGUGUAGGUUCAAGCCCUGCUUUUUAUCUGUCUGGUCAAGAAAAGAUAUUAUUUGUGAAUAUCUUGUGUAUCUGCUCAUUUUCAUCAUGCAUAUUCAUGAGUCAUUUACCCAAUACUGUCCACGUUGUCUAGAAAAGAUUACACUCGACAACAGCUGUUUUCAAUAAAUGUCAUCUAAUGA
This is a messenger RNA of Pecten maximus, 7714 nucleotides long. Its product is annotated as transcription factor E2F3-like. Gene Ontology annotation, molecular function: RNA polymerase II cis-regulatory region sequence-specific DNA binding; protein dimerization activity; DNA-binding transcription factor activity, RNA polymerase II-specific. The coding region runs from base 291 to 1562 and encodes 423 amino acids. NCBI's taxonomy places the organism in Eukaryota, Metazoa, Mollusca, Bivalvia, Pectinida, Pectinidae. Gene Ontology annotation, biological process: regulation of transcription by RNA polymerase II. Gene Ontology annotation, cellular component: RNA polymerase II transcription regulator complex. The record is from RefSeq and is a predicted model, not a curated record. The transcript has 8 exons.